AUGCCUCCGAAGGUGGGAUGUUUCACGGUUAAGGUUAGGAAAUCCAGUGUAAAUAAAGACAUAAGCAUUUUAAAGCGUAUACCUGUAUUUUUCGGAGUCGGUGCUCUUAAUAUCUACAAAAAUGACGCUGUUUUUACUGUAACAUCCGUUAAAGAUUUAGUUUUGGUUGUAUUACCACAUUUUGAGUCUUACCCCUUAUUAACUCAAAAGUUGGGGGAUUUUUUAUUAUUUAAGCAAGUUGUUUUAAUGUUGGAAGCUAAAGAACACUCUAGCCUAGAGGGUGUUAUUAAAAUUAUAGGUAUAAAAUCUGCCAUAAACUUAGGACUUUCCGAGUCCUUGAUUAAUUCUUUCCCAGGUUUCGUAGACGGUGACGGUUGUUUCCAUAUAGUUACUCAGAAAACGGAGUCUAGCUCUAAAGUUUGGCUUGCUUUUCAAAUAACUCAGCAUUCUCGAGAUACUUUACUAAUGGAAAGCAUAGUAAAGUACUUGGGUUGUGGUAAGGUUUACAACAGAAAUUCUACACCUGCUUUGGGCGAAGCCCCAGAUUUUAGGGUAUAUAAUUUGGACACAGUUUCUUCUAAGAUUAUACCUUUUUUUCUAGAACAUAAGCUGCAAAGUGUUAAGUCCUUAGAUUUUGAUCUUUUCCGUGAAGCCUGUGUUUUACUUCUGAACGGUGAUCACCGUACGCCGUCAGGGCUAGAAAAGGUAAAUAACCUUAAGAGUAGAAUGAACAAGAGUUAUAAUACCGAGGCUGAAUCGGAACUUUUCAUUAAUUUAAGUAAUAGCACUAAAAUUAAUCUAAUCCGAAAUGUGAAUAUCCUUGUGGUCCAUCUAAAUCUCAAGGGUUUGUAA
This is a messenger RNA of Botrytis fragariae, 852 nucleotides long. RefSeq lists its product as uncharacterized. Gene Ontology annotation, molecular function: endonuclease activity. Lineage: Eukaryota; Fungi; Ascomycota; Leotiomycetes; Helotiales; Sclerotiniaceae. The record is from RefSeq and is a predicted model, not a curated record. The transcript is spliced from 7 exons. The coding region runs from base 1 to 852 and encodes 283 amino acids.